AUCACGGACCUUGUAUGCUCCCACGGUUUCGAUGAGAUCGUGACGUUGACUGGUGAAAGUUGAAACAAGGAAGAACGGUGUAUGUAGCCGGAGCCAGCUGUGUACUGUAUGUCAGACGAAUACAAAAAAAUAGGGGGCUGCACAUUAUUCAGAAACGUACUCUAACGUUACAAUUCUUGAAUUGUCAUCGAAAUAUUUUAAGAAUGGAUUUAAACAGUAUCCUGUCUCAGCUCGAGACAAACAAUGAAGAUGAAAUUACAAGGCUUUUGCACCAGUACAACGGAGAGAAUAGUCGCACAUUCACCUUUGACCCAAAAGAGGAGGACCUACGAAGUAGGCUGUGUCAGGGUCUGCUGACUGUGCUGGGGAGGCAGGUUGGGUCCUGCUGCCAGAGCACCUGCCUGGAGACCCUUCGCAUCCUGUCCCGGGACAAGCGGGUCCUGGGCCCUGUGGGCACCCGGGAGGGCAUGCUGGUCCUGGCCGAGCUGGCUCGGCUGCAAGGGGGAGAGGAGGGGGGUGACAGCAUGCAGGAGGAGGCCCAGACAGAGGAGGAAGAGAGGGUGGUGGUGGAGGCCCUUAAGUGCCUGUGUAACGUGGUGUUUAACAGCGCGGCGGCACAGCAGGUGGGCGCCGACGUGCAGCUGGCGCGGGGUCUGUGUGCCCGCCUGCACGCCGCCCGUGCCGGGCACCACGAGGUGGGCCUGUUCUCCCUGCGCCUGCUCUUCCUGCUCUCGGCACUGCGGCCAGACGUCCGGGGGGGCCUCCAGAGGGAGCUGCAUGCCGUGGGGCUCCUCACAGAGGUGCUGGAGCGUACCCUGGACGUACGCUGGGUGGGCCCCUACGAGGCGGCCCCUCCAGGCCCCCAGGCCUUGCCUAUCCCUGCUGAAGACAACGAGAGGGCCAUGGAGGCCCUGAAAGCCUUGUUCAACCUCACACUGUCUGACACCAGCGAUGAGGAUGGUGACCACCAGCUCCGCCUCAUCACCGCCAUCAUGCGCCAUCAAUUGAUGCUAAAGACUCAGACAGAGGACAAAACAGAGGAAGCACACAGCCACGCCAUCAACCUGCUGAGUAACCUGCCAGUGUCAUGUCUGGAUGUGCUGAUUGACAUGCCGGUCCAGGGGGGCCAGGAGGAGUACAGCGGGAAGAACAUGGACGCUGUGCAGGUGCUACUGGACUUCAUGGAGAAGAGGAUAGACAAGCAGGGUGCCAACUACAAAGAGGGGCUGACCCCAGUGCUCAGCCUGCUGACCGAGGGCUCCAGGUACCACAGGGAGAUCCGCAGAUACAUCAAGACACAGGUGCUGCCCCCGCUGAAGGAGGUCAAGGUCCGGCCGGAGAUAGGGUCCACCGUUAGGAACAAACUGGUGCGCCUCAUGACCCACGUGGACAUGGGCGUGAAGCAGAGCGCCGCAGAGUUCCUCUUCGUCCUCUGCAAAGAGAGUGUGGACCACCUGUUGAAGUACACUGGGUACGGUAACGCAGCAGGACUCCUGGUGGCUCGAGGCCUGCUGGCAGGGGGGCGAGGAGAGACUCUGUACUCAGACGACGAAGACUCUGACACCGAAGAGUACAAAUCGGCUAAACCUUUCAUCAACCCCAUCACGGGUCACGUGGAGGAGCCCAUGCCUAACCCCAUAGAAGACAUGACUGAGGAGCAGAAAGAGUACGAGGCCCAGAAACUGGUCAACAUGUUCGACAAGUUGUCAAGGCAGCAGCUGAUCAGGCCCAUGGGGGUGAGGAGGGACGGCACACUGGCGCCCCUAGAAGAGGCUCUUAGACAGCCCACGGCUGACAGCUGCAGCUCAGACUCAGACUAGAGCAACUACGACACAGACCAGACCCCCGUAUACAGUGCCUUCAGAAAGUAUUCAUACCCUUUGACUGAUUCCACAUUUUGUUGUUACAGCCUGAAUUCAAAA
Messenger RNA from Coregonus clupeaformis (lake whitefish), 1922 nucleotides. Its product is annotated as synembryn-B. The transcript has 10 exons. The record is from RefSeq and is a predicted model, not a curated record. NCBI's taxonomy places the organism in Eukaryota, Metazoa, Chordata, Actinopteri, Salmoniformes, Salmonidae. Gene Ontology annotation, cellular component: cytoplasm; plasma membrane. Bases 204 to 1820 code for a protein of 538 amino acids. Gene Ontology annotation, molecular function: guanyl-nucleotide exchange factor activity; G-protein alpha-subunit binding. Gene Ontology annotation, biological process: G protein-coupled receptor signaling pathway.